Microthlaspi erraticum is the source of this 1326-nucleotide messenger RNA. NCBI's taxonomy places the organism in Eukaryota, Viridiplantae, Streptophyta, Magnoliopsida, Brassicales, Brassicaceae. The record is from the annotation of a GenBank genome assembly.
AUGGAAGGGAAAGUGCUCUUGGGUCAAAGCUUGAUCUGGGCGAUAAUCUUGUUGGGACAGAUACAUGGAUACGAAAGCUGUACUGUUAAAGAGAGGAACGCUUUGUUAGAGCUCAAGAAACACGUGAGCUUACACAGUAUAAAAGGAGGGCUUAGCCUUGUUCUCCCUACUUGGAAUAAUGACACAAAGAGCGAUUGCUGUCGGUGGUGGGGUGUUAAGUGCAAUCGUACAAGCAGGCGAGUUACGAAGCUUUCCCUUGGUAAACCGUUCUUUUUAGGGACUUCUCUUUUAAAUCUUUCUUUGCUGCACCCCUUUGAAGAGGUCCAAAGUUUGGAUCUAUCCGAGUCCAGCUUCAAUGGAUUGUUUGAUGAUGUGGAAGGUUAUCAAAGCCUAAGGAGACUGAGAAACCUGGAGAUUUUGGAUCUCUCGUCAAAUAUGUUCGACAACAGCAUAUUUCUCUUUCUUAAUGCUGCUACGUCACUCACAACUCUAUUUCUUGGGGAAAAUUACAUGGAUGGCCCUUUCCCUGUUAAAGAACUAAAAGACUUGACAAAUUUGGAAAUGCUGGAUCUGAGUGACAACAUGUUUAACGGCUCCAUGCCAGUAAGAGAGUUUUCUUACCUGAAAAAGCUGAAAUCUCUGAAUCUUGGAGUUUUUUGUGAAAUGGAGAAUCUACGGGAGCUCGAUCUCGGAGGAAAUUAUUUUGUAGGCCAGCUUCCUAUGUGUUUAGGUAGGUUGAAAAAGCUGCGGUUUCUUGACCUCUCAUCAAAUCAAUUAAGUGGAAAUUUACCAUCAAGUUUCAGUGGCCUCGAGUCCCUCGAAUAUCUAUCAUUGUUAGAUAAUAGUUUUCAAGGCUUCUUCUCACUCAAUCCACUUGCCAGCCUCACAAAUCUCAAGGUUUUCAAAAUUUCAUCAACAUCUUCUGACAUGGUGAAGAUAGAGACAGAGAGUACUUGGCAGCCAAAAUUUCAACUAAGUGUUGCUGUACUACGAUUUUGCAGCUUGGAGGAAAUCCCUUACUUUUUGGUGUACCAAAAGAACUUGCGCUUAGUUGAUCUAUCCGGCAAUAGAUUAUCUGGAAACAUUCCUACAUGGCUCUUGGAGAAUAAUCCAAAACUACAAGUCCUAAAGUUGACGAAUAAUUCUUUCACAAGCUUUCAGAUGUCUACAAUGGUGCAUGAUUUGCAGGUCUUGGAUUUUUCUGAAAAUCAUAUCAGUGGACUGUUCCCUGGUAAUAUUGGCAAGGCGCUUCCGAGUUUAGUAUAUAUGAAUGGAUCGAAAAAUGGGUUACAAGGGAAUUUGCCAUCGUCUAUGGGUGUGAGAUGA